GCGUCCGGUGACGCCCCCCCCCGCAGAGGGGCCGGCGCUGCCGCGGCCGCGGCGGCUGCUGCUGCUGCUGAACCCGUUCGGGGGCCGGGGCCGGGCGCUGCAGUGGUGCCAGAGCCACGUGCUGCCCAUGAUGGCCGAGGCCGGCAUCAGCUUCAACCUCGUGCAGACCGAGCGGGCGAACCACGCGCGGGAGCUGGUGACGACCAUCAGCCUGGCCGAGUGGGACGGCAUCGUCACCGUCUCCGGGGACGGGCUCCUCUUCGAGGUGGUGAACGGGCUGAUGGAGCGGCGGGACUGGGCGGCCGCCCUGCAAAUGCCCCUGGGCAUCCUGCCCUGCGGCUCCGGCAACGCCCUGGCCGGCGCCGUCAACUUCCACGCCGGGCUGCCGCCGGCGCUGGGCGUGGAGCUGCUGCAGAACUGCGCGGUGCUGCUGUGCCAGGGCGGGCUGUCGCCGCUGGACCUGGUGUCGGUGACGACGGCGUCGGGCGCCCGCUGCUUCUCCUUCCUCAGCGUCGCCUGGGGCUUCGUCUCCGACGUGGACGUGGGCAGCGAGCGCUUCCGGCGCCUGGGGGCCGCCCGCUUCGCCCUGGGCACCGCCGCCCGCCUGGCCGCGCUCCACACCUACCGCGGCCGCCUCUCCUACCUGCCCGCCGCCCCCCCGGGCCCCCCCGCCCGCCGCCCCGUGGCCCGCAGCGCCACCGCCCCCGGGCCCCUGCCCCCCCCCCCCGACGGCGACGGCGAUGGCGGGGCCCCCCCGGCCUCCCCAGCCGCCGCCCCCCCCGCGCUGCCCCGCGCCCUCUCCGACCUGGGGCUCUGCCCCGAGCCGGUGCCCGCGGCGGCGGGGGGGGGGGCCGGGCUGCCCGGGACCCCCGAGGAGCCGGAGCCGCCGGGGGAGCUGGAGGUGCUGGGGGAGGCCGGGGGGGCGGACGGGGGGGCGGACGGGGACGCCCCGUAUCCCGGGGGUGCAGCUGGGGGUGCCCCACACCCGGGGGACGCCCCACAGCCCGGGGCUGCCCCACGGCCAGGUGAUGCUGCAGGGAUGCCCGGGGCUGCAGCCGGGUCCCCCCCACACCCCGGGGACCCCCCACACCCUGGGGACGCAGCUGGGCCCCCCCGGAGCCCCACAGACCCCCCACACCCUGGGGACGCAGCCAGGGCCCCCCCAGUGCCCGGGGACCCCCCACACCCUGGGGACGCAGCUGGGCCCCCCCGGAGCCCCACAGACCCCCCACACCCUGGGGACGCAGCUGGGGACCCCCCACACCCCGGGGACCCCCCACAUUCUGGGGACCCCCAGCACCCCAGGGACCCCCUGCACCCCGGGGCCCCCCCGAGCCCCACAGACCCCCCACACCCUGGGGACGUGGCCGGGGACCCCCCACACCCCGGGGACCCCCCACAUUCUGGGGAUGCAGCCGGGGCCCCUCCAGUGCCCGGGGACCCCCCACACCCUGGGGAUGCAGCCGGAGCCCCCCCACACCCCGGGGACCCCCUGCACCCCGGGGAUGCAGCCGGGGCCCCCCCAGUACCCGGGGACCCCCCACAUCCCGGGGCCCCCCCGUCCCCCGGGGCCGCCCCGCCGGGGGGCCCCGUGGACGACCUGCUGGUGCCGCUGGGGCAGCCGGUGCCGGCGUCGUGGGUGACGCUGGAGGGCGACUUCGUGCUGGUGCUGGCGCUCUACCAGACGCACCUGGGCGCCGAGCUGCUGGCGGCCCCGCGCGCCCGCUUCGACGAGGGCGUCAUCCACCUCUGCUACGUGCGGGCCGGCGUCUCGCGGGCCGCCCUGGCGCGGCUGCUGCUGGCCAUGGCCCGCGGGGCGCCCUGGGGCGGCGGCUGCGCCCACCUGGGCCGGGUGCCCGCCCGCGCCUUCCGCCUGGAGCCGCUGACGCCGCGCGGCGUCCUCACCGUCGACGGCGAGCGCGUGGAGUACGGCCCGCUGCAGGCCCAGAUCCACCGCGGCCUGGCGCGGCUGCUCACCGCCGCCCACCCCCGGCCCCCCGCCUCCCCCUGAGGCCGCCGCGAUGGGGGGGGCCCGGGCGUGCGGGCGCCGCGGCCUGUGCCUGAGGGUGGAGGGGGCCCAGGCGUCCCGGGGGGCCCAGGCGUCCGGGCGCUGUGACCUGUCCCUGAGCGUGCGGGGGGCCCAGGCAUCCCGGGGGGCCCAGGCGUCCGGGUGCCGCGGCCUGUCCCUGAGGGUGGAGGGGGCCCAGGCGUCCCGGGGGGCCCAGGCGUCCGGGUGCUGCAGCCUGUCCCUGAGACGAGGGGCCCAGGCGUCCCGGGGGGCCCAGGCGUCCGGGUGCUGCGGCCUGUCCCUGAGACGAGGGGCCCAGGCGUCCCGGGGGGCCCGGGCGUGCAGGUGCUGCGGCCUGUCCCUGAGGGUGGAGGGGGCCCAGGCGUCCCGGGGGGCCCAGGCGUCCGGGCGCCGCGGCCUGUCCCUGAGGGUGGAGGGGGCCCAGGCGUCCGGGCGCCACGACCUGUCCCUGAGCGUGCGGGGGGCCCAGGCGUCCCGGGGGGCCCAGGCGUCCGGGUGCUGCGACCUGUCCCUGAGACGAGGGGCCCAGGCGUCCGGGCGCAGGCAGCGAUCCACGGGGGGGCCUGGGUGUCUGGGCGCUGCGACCUGUCCCUGAGGGUGGAGGGGGCCCAGGCGUCCCGGGGGGCCCAGGCGUCCGGGUGCUGCGACCUGUCCCUGAGACGAGGGGCCCAGGCGUCCGGGCGCUGUGACCUGUCCCUGAGCGUGCGGGGGGCCCAGGCGUCCGGGCGCAGGCAGCGAUCCACGGGGGGGCCUGGGUGUCUGGGCGCUGCGACCUGUCCCUGAGACGAGGGGCCCAGGCGUCCCGGGGGGCCCAGGCGUGCGGGUGCCACAACCUGUCCCUGAGACGAGGGGCCCAGGCGUCCCAGGGGGCCCAGGCGUCCGGGUGCCGCGACCUGUCCCUGAGACGAGGGGCCCAGGCGUCCCAGGGGGCCCAGGCGUCCGGGUGCCGCGACCUGUCCCUGAGACGAGGGGCCCAGGCGUCCCGGGGGGCCCGGGCGUCCGGGUGCUGCGACCUGUCCCUGAGACGAGGGGCCCAGGCGUCCGGGCGCAGGCAGCGAUCCACGGGGGGGCCUGGGUGUCUGGGCGCUGCGACCUGUCCCUGAGGGUGGAGGGGGCCCAGGCGUCCCGGGGGGGCCCAGGCGUCCGGGUGCUGCAACCUGUCCCUGAGACGAGGGGCCCAGGCGUCCCAGGGGGCCCAGGCGUGCGGGUGCUGCGGCCUGUGCCUGAGACGAGGGGCCCAGGUGUCCUGGGGGGCCCGGGUGUCCAGGCGCAGGCAGCCAUCCACGGAGGGGCCCAGGCGUCCGGGCGCUGCAACCUGUCCCUGAGACGAGGGGCCCAGGCGUCCGGGCGCCACGACCUGUCCCUGAGGGUGGAGGGGGCCCAGGCGUCCCGGGGGGCCCAGGCGUCCGGGUGCUGCGACCUGUCCCUGAGACGAGGGGCCCAGGCGUCCCGGGGGGCCCAGGCGUCCGGGCGCUGCGGCCUGUCCCUGAGGGUGGAGGGGGCCCAGGCGUCCGGGCGCCAUGAUCUGUCCCUGAGACGAGGGGCCCAGGCGUCCUGGGGGGCCCGGGUGUCCAGGCGCAGGCAGCCAUCCACGGGGGGGCCCAGGCAUCCGGGCACCACGACCUGUCCCUGAGGCUGGGGGGCCCAGGCGGCCCCGAGGGUGGAGGGGGCCCAGGCGACCGGGUGCUGCCACACAUUCCUGAGACUGGGGGGGGCCAGGCGGCCCCGGGGGGCCCAGGCGUCCGGGUGCAGGCGCCUGUCCCUGAGGCUGGAGGGGCCCAGGCGUCCGGGCGCCCUCCCCACCCUGGGGGGAGUCGAGGGGUGGGGCUGAGCCCUGCCCGGGGGGGGGGGGGGUCCAUGGGGAGAUGGUACUAGGGUGCCCCCCCCCGCCCCGGACACCUGGGCCCCCCCCGGGGCUGCUGCUGAUGUUGGGGGGGAUUUGGGGAACCCCCUGAGGCAGGAGGGGGCCCAGGCGUCCGGCUCUGCCCUGCCCCCCGCACCAAGCUCCCACCCGGACGCCUGGGCCCCCCAAGGGGGGGGGCUCCCCCCGCUGCUCCCCCCAGUCCCCCCCGCGUCCCACGGUGCCGAGCUAUGCAAUAAAGCGCAGCCUGGA
Messenger RNA from Dromaius novaehollandiae (emu), 4142 nucleotides. It is a transcript of the gene SPHK2, whose product is annotated as sphingosine kinase 2. The record is from RefSeq and is a predicted model, not a curated record. Gene Ontology annotation, biological process: sphinganine-1-phosphate biosynthetic process; sphingosine biosynthetic process; positive regulation of apoptotic process. Gene Ontology annotation, cellular component: intracellular membrane-bounded organelle; cytoplasm; membrane. The coding region runs from base 128 to 2011 and encodes 627 amino acids. Lineage: Eukaryota; Metazoa; Chordata; Aves; Casuariiformes; Dromaiidae. The transcript has 4 exons.